Molecule: messenger RNA, 1203 nt
Organism: Dicentrarchus labrax (European seabass)
Lineage: Eukaryota; Metazoa; Chordata; Actinopteri; Moronidae
Gene: rgs9bp
Product: regulator of G protein signaling 9 binding protein
Exons: 3
Coding region: 412-1203 (263 amino acids)
Biological process (GO): G protein-coupled receptor signaling pathway
Cellular component (GO): neuron projection
Source: RefSeq, a predicted model, not a curated record
CAGCCAGCUGCUCUUCUAUCUCUCUGGUCUCGGUGAUAGUUAAUGAGAUUAGCCGUCCGUCCUAGCCUGCGUCAGUCCAAAGGGGUCAAUCACAGGAUUAGCACCUUGCUUAAGAGUUACAUCAGUUUAUUACACUUUUUUCCUCUCCUCAUUACUUUGAUUUUCCCACCUCUGCCUCUUUGUGGGACAUUUUCCAGCCUCCAAAGCAUGUUUGGCACCUGUAAUUGCAGUUCAGUGAUUGGAGUGGAAUUUUGCAAUGCAUCGUGUGGCUUUGGGACGGAGUCUGUCUCAACCCUCAGCCACUGAAUGAAGCAUCUUCCAGGGGAAGAAGAGGAGCAGGGGCAGCCAGAGGAGUGAAGGGCCACUGGGCCAAAAUCUUGCAGAGUCUGAGACUCUGAACAAGGCAUCCUCAUGCCACUUAUAAAUAACAAGGUGGGCGAUGAUUGCACAGUUGGCACAGACAAGGCUUUGGCUGAUGGAAAGGUUCUGGUGGAGUCUCUGAUAAAGGUGGUGGCAUGUUACCGGCACUUGGCCUCGUGUGUCGGUGGGUGCACGGACAGCUUACAGCUGCGGGAUGAACUGCGACAAACGCGUGAAAAGGCCCAAAAGUUGGCCAUGGCCAUCUGUCAACAUCUGACCUUACAUCUCAGAGACAAGAGCCUGCCUGAGGAGCAGCGUAAGGAGAUGGAGCUCCUUUGGGUGGCCUUCUCCUCCAGCCUAGAGCUCCUGCAUCUUGACAUGUGCAAGGUUUUCAACAUGAGUGACAUCUUCUCUCUGGCCAACACUGACGCUCUGGUGCAAACUGGCCUACAAGAAGGAGGCAGUGAGGUAGCAGCUCGAGCGCUCAGUCUGCCAGAUCUGAACCAGACACAGAGCCCAACCCUUCCUGCUGGCCUGGAGAGCCAGGAGCGCAGCACCUUGGAGCAGGAGAUCGGCCAAAUUGACCACAUGAUCGAUGACAUGGAGAUGAAAGUCAAUGUGUUGCGCUGGAUGGUGGAGCCCCAUGGGCCACAGUAUGCAGACCCACUCAGCAGCACCGACAGCGCCUCCCUGGCUGUGUUCUCUGUUGAUGAAGAGCAGCCUGGACAUCAGCCUCUAUGCCAGCGAAAUAAAUUCUGUGCGGUCUUAUUCCUGUUUGCUGUUGUUUUGGUGGCAGGCUUUAUAUCUGUCUCUAUGGUCCUUUUCUCAGGAGUAUGUUUUUAA